Cynara cardunculus var. scolymus (artichoke) is the source of this 843-nucleotide messenger RNA. Its product is annotated as 2S seed storage protein-like. Bases 18 to 815 code for a protein of 265 amino acids. The record is from RefSeq and is a predicted model, not a curated record. Lineage: Eukaryota; Viridiplantae; Streptophyta; Magnoliopsida; Asterales; Asteraceae. Gene Ontology annotation, molecular function: nutrient reservoir activity. The transcript has a single exon.
ACCAUCACCAUCACGCAAUGUCAAAGCAGGCAAUGUCAAAGCUAAUAGUUGUCGCCUUCACCAUCGUCACACUCCUAGCCUUCGGUUCUGCCCACAGGACCAUCGUCACCACCACCAUCGAAGAUGACACCUUUGACACCAACCCCAGCUCCAAAAAAGAAUUUUGUAUGCAACAUCUCCGGGACCAACAACUCCUGCAAUGCCAGAAUUACCUGCAACAGCCGGAUCAGACCCCUUCCGGACUGCCAAACCCACAGCAGCAGCAAGCCCUCCAACAAUGCUGCCAAGAGCUACGAAACGUCGACGAACAGUGCGUGUGUAAGGCCGUGAAACAGGUGUUCGGAGAAGUCCAACAACAGCAACAACAGCAACAACAACAACAACAACAGCAGCAACAACAACCUUUUGGUUCCCAACAGUUGAAACAAAAGGCUGAAAACCUCCCUAACAUUUGCAACGUCCAAACCAGAAAACAAUGCAAUAUUAAAACCGGCAAACAAUGCCGGAGUCAGGUCCAGGGACGAGAGUUCAACCGGUGCCAAAAGUACUUGAAACAACAGUCCGGCUCCGGCUCCGGCUACCUGAGGACGGUCGUUUCGUUGGAGAAACAGCCGCAAGAAGUGGAACAGUGCUGUGAAGAGCUUCGAAAUGUGGACGUKGAAUGCCAGUGUGAGGCGAUGAAGGAAGUGUAUAGCCAAGCUCAGAAGGAGCAGCAGCGGCCGGAGAUGGGGCAGUUGGGAAGGAUGGUUCAGAAUCUGAAGAACCAAUGUAACUUAGAUGUGGAACAGUGCCAAAUUCCAUCUUGGAUGUUCUAAGUAAGGUAGCUUGAUGGUUCAGUGGAGA